Molecule: messenger RNA, 4579 nt
Organism: Dermochelys coriacea (leatherback sea turtle)
Lineage: Eukaryota; Metazoa; Chordata; Testudines; Dermochelyidae
Gene: TFCP2
Product: transcription factor CP2
Exons: 15
Coding region: 687-1973 (428 amino acids)
Biological process (GO): positive regulation of transcription by RNA polymerase II
Cellular component (GO): nucleus
Molecular function (GO): RNA polymerase II cis-regulatory region sequence-specific DNA binding; DNA-binding transcription activator activity, RNA polymerase II-specific
Source: RefSeq, a predicted model, not a curated record
UGGGACUCUGGGUGAGGGGUCCCCUGGGGGGUGCUGUCCCUGGGGAGGGGUUACUCUGGGUGUUGGAGUUCCUAGAGGUUACUAUCCCCUUGAAGGGGGUGACUCUGGCUCUCGGGGUCCUUGGGGUGUGCGGGAAUAGUGGCUCCUGGAAAGAGAGUGUCUGUGGAUGUUGAGGUUCCAGGGAGAUAGUAUCCCUUGGAAGGGGGUGACUGUGUGUUGAGCCCCCUGGGAGUUGGAAAUUGUGGGUCCCUGGUGGGGAAGCAUCCCCUGGAGGUAGCUCUCUCACUAUUGGGGUACUGUAGGGGGAGAUUGUGGGUGUUGGGUGUGCCCGGGGUGUACCUCCUGAAAGGGUGACUCUGUAGUGAGUACCCUGCUUCCUACUGAUCUGGGGGGAGGGGUGUACAUUUGCCACGGGGCCUGAGCCACAAGCCACUGGGUGAGGAUGGCGUGGGCUCUGAAGCUGCCGCUGGCGGACGAGGUGAUCGAAUCGGGGCUUGUGCAAGAUUUUGAUGCCAGCCUCUCGGGCAUUGGGCAGGAGCUGGGCGCCGGCGCCUACAGCAUGAGUGAUGUUCUAGCCCUGCCCAUAUUCAAACAGGAAGAAUCAAGUUUGCCUCCCGACAACGAAAACAAGAUCCUGCCUUUUCAAUACGUUCUGUGUGCAGCCACAUCCCCUGCAGUGAAACUCCAUGAUGAAACACUCACCUAUCUCAAUCAAGGCCUCUUCCUUAGGUCAGUCGUAUGAGAUCCGGAUGCUAGAUAACCGGAAAAUCGGGGAGCUGCCUGAGAUAAAUGGGAAACUGGUAAAGAGUAUAUUUCGAGUGGUGUUUCAUGACCGGCGGCUGCAAUAUACGGAGCAUCAGCAGCUUGAGGGCUGGAGGUGGAACAGGCCUGGGGACAGGAUAUUGGAUAUAGAUAUCCCGAUGUCUGUGGGUAUAAUUGACCCCAGGGCAAAUCCAACACAACUAAAUACAGUGGAGUUUCUCUGGGAUCCUUCAAAAAGGACUUCAGUGUUCAUCCAGGUGCACUGUAUCAGCACAGAGUUCACCAUGAGGAAACAUGGUGGCGAAAAGGGAGUGCCCUUCCGAGUCCAGAUCGACACCUUUAAAGAGAACGAGAAUGGGGAGUACACUGAGCACUUGCAUUCUGCCAGCUGCCAGAUUAAAGUCUUCAAGCCCAAAGGAGCAGAUCGAAAACAGAAGACGGACCGAGAGAAAAUGGAGAAGCGAACUCCUCAUGAGAAGGAGAAAUACCAGCCUUCCUAUGAGACCACAAUACUCACAGAGUGUUCUCCGUGGCCAGAGAUCACUUACGUCAACAAUGCACCAUCUCCUGGCUUUAAUAGCUCCCACAGCAGCUUUUCCAUUGGUGAGGGAAAUGGCUCUCCAAAUCACCAACCCGAGCCACCUCCUCCGAUCACAGAUGUAAGUCCCACCUCAAAUCUUAUGCUUGUGAACCUUCUUCCAACGACAACGCCUCAGGAAGCCCAGCAAUGGCUGCAUCGAAACCGCUUCUCCACGUUCUCCCGGCUCUUCACGAAUUUCUCAGGUGCAGACUUACUGAAGCUAACGAGGGAAGAUGUUAUCCAGAUCUGUGGCCCUGCAGAUGGCAUCAGGCUCUUUAAUGCGUUAAAGGGACGGAUGGUACGGCCCAGGCUGACCAUCUACGUGUGCCAGGAGCCUCAGCAGCUGAGGGACCAGCAGAAGCAUGAGGAUGGGGAGCUGGCAAACAGUACUUUCUUUGUAUAUCAUGCUAUCUAUUUGGAAGAGCUGACUGCAGUGGAACUGACAGAAAAAAUAGCCCAGCUCUUCAGUAUCUCCUCCCGACAGAUCAGCCAUAUCUACAAACAAGGCCCUACAGGAAUACACGUACUGAUCAGCGAUGAGAUGAUACAGAACUUCCAGGACGAAUCGUAUUUUGUUCUGGACACAAUGAAAGCUGAAACCAACGAUAGCUACCACAUCAUCUUAAAAUAAGAGGGAACUGGACUAGGAGAGAGCCCGUAGCCACUUCUCGUCUCGCACAAAGACCCAUCGCCUAUUGCACAAGGAUGCAAGCAGAGAUCAGAAAUUCAUGGGAGGCUUCUGUAAAGAUCCCGAUCUUUGUUGUUACUGCACUGUACCUUCUGGCAGGUGACACCCCUCCCCCCCAUAGCUCUUCUGGCAUGCAGCCUGCUGAUGAUGCUAGCGCACUGCUUAACCUCUGGAGUUUAAAAUGGAAGUAGUUGCAGAUGUGAGGCUAAACUUGCCAGGCUGUGUUGUCCUUAGCUAUUGAUAGAAACUUGCCUUUGUGUCUUGGGAGCCGCGUAUGGGUUUAAUGAUAAGUGUGUUACACUUUGAGAGGUGUUGGCUCCUGUGAGGUGCUGGAGACUUGCAAGUGAACAUCAAUUCUAAUAACUCAACCCAGCAACCUCUCUGGCAUACUCAGCAACCUCUCAAGCACGCCACCCCCUCCUCCCCCCAAAAUAAACCUUCCAACUGCACUGAUGGAACUGGGGGAAAGCAUUAUUUUUUAAGCUUCUCUUUGAUGUUGUUGGACAACUGCAUUGUAAAGGCGUUAUUCUCGUUCUCCCAAUGCUUGUUGGUUUAGUUCCUGUGUGUGUGUGAGAGAUUGAUUGAUUGAUUGAUUGUAGUUCUGUCCUCCAGGUCAGUGUCAAGACUGUCAGGAACUAACUCCAGUCUCAUGGAUUUAUAAUGUCACCGUCUAUAUGAACUAAUGUGGCUUUACUCUCAAAACUCACAUGACUUUGACAAAAAAUGAAAUUUGAUGAACUAGCUAAUUGAUGAUAUGGUCUGUUUCCUGUAUGAUUUUCUUUUUUUUAAAAAAAGAACUAAAAUUCUUGAUCUUUGGGGUGGAGGAGAAGUGAAAAACUUCUGCUGUACCUUCAUUGUAAAUGUGGGUGACAUUUUAUUGGCAUGUUAACUUUUAUGUCUCAUUGGUCUGAAACUCACUUUUGGAGCUGGAACAGUAUGGGACCAGCACUGAGAGAGAUUUACAUAGUAAGAGCCUGCAGUCCGUGCUUAAAGCUACUGAAAACGCCGGGUGACAAAAGGGCCUACAUACAGAUUUCCAGGACAGCAGCUGUUGGGUCUCUUGGGUUUAAAAAAAAAAAAAAAAAAAAUCUGCUUUCUAAAACAGAUGCCUGAGCACGUCCCCUCUUUGUGAGAGCACCUAUUAUAGCUUGAAAGAAGAUGUCCUAAAUAAAAAGCAUCUUAUAAUAAAAUGAGGCCUGGAUUUAUAUUUGCCCAGAACGUCAGGUUCUUGGGUAAACAGAUGGUUUUUAUAAACAUACAUGAAAUAUUUUUACAAGAAACAUAAUACAACGCAGAUGUGUUCAAAUGAUUAGGUUGUGACACUAACCAAUACAAGCAGGAAAUGCCAGGUUCUGAGUUGGACUAGGAAAGGCCUAGCUGGGGCGGGGAGUAAUGCUGUGUCUGUGACAAUCUAACAAUCAUAUUUCCAUAGUUCUAAACAGCUGGUAAGAUACUGAAUGCUUCUCUCUAACCCUAAGAGGACCUGUAUGAACUCCCCUCUGCCUCCAAUUCAUUGGAAAGCCCUGAAGAUGGCAACCAUUAUCUUUCUGUUCCAAUGCCCCCCCUGCCCCCCGAAGAUGAUGGCUUCUGUAGAUGCUAUUUAGUGAUGCUUCUGAGAGCCUUUCACCUCUAGACUGGAUUUGAAAUGAUGAAACAACUCCGUGAUGGCGCAAGAGUUGUUGGCCAUUUGAUGGCCGCUUGGUAGCCCCUGCGUGAAAGGUGAUGGAAAUCCUUCCCCCCAGUUCCCUAGCAAAAGCAUGUCAAUGCCAUAUCAUUGGCAUCAUUGUUGGCGAAGAACUGAAUGAGCGUGAGCUAGAAAUAGCCCCUCUGGGUUGAUGGUGAGUAAUGUUUUGCAGGACAAUGUGGGAAUGUGCUGUACUGCUUUGUACCUGUUCUGGGGAUAAAGAGAGGACUUCAGGACAGCCUCUUCUAUCCAGUUUGGUCACCCAGUGCUGAAUUCUCUUUAGUGCCAAAGCAGUUGUGUUUUUCCUGGGUUUUGCUUAAAAAGACUCUGAAAGCCCCUUUGUAUCACAGCCUGAUCUGUGGGCAGCAACCUGCCUUGUCCCUCUACCUGGCUUUUUGAUGGCUUGUGUCAUAACCGUUGUCACAUUUGAAUCUUGAACUGACAUAUAAACACUCUGAAAUUGCUGUGGCUCUGUGUUCUUUCAUGGAUCUUUGCCUAAUAAACGUGGGGGCCUCGGCCGCUUAAAUUGAUGGGGCUAAAGAUGCCAAGAAAAGCCUUAGAAAAAGCUGGAGCGAUUUCACCUGCUUUCCCUGCUGAAGAACCGUAUGCACUACUGGUGAAUUGACAGGACUAUGAACUCUGCAUUCAGAGGCGCUAUUCUUUUGGCAGCUGGCCUUUUGUAUCUGUUUUACUACAUCAGCAAUAGAUUGGCAAGAUACCUGUAUUUUAAUCUCGGGGGCCGGAUUCUCAGUAUGCAAGAGGCGUAAUAGAAAAUGUAUAAUAGUGACAGACUUGUUGAAUUUUUUGUAUCCAUGUUUCUGGGUGCGUACAGAUUCUUAAUGAAUCCAUUGUUUGGAAACAUAAA